Lolium rigidum is the source of this 10232-nucleotide messenger RNA. RefSeq names its product titin. The transcript is spliced from 7 exons. The coding region runs from base 105 to 9950 and encodes 3281 amino acids. NCBI's taxonomy places the organism in Eukaryota, Viridiplantae, Streptophyta, Magnoliopsida, Poales, Poaceae. The record is from RefSeq and is a predicted model, not a curated record.
GACUUAUAUGUAAAGAAGCCUCCCUCUCUCUCGCUCCCAUUCUUUCUUUCUUUCUUUCCUUUUUUUCACUUUCUUUUCUCUUCUUCCCAUCCUGAUCUGGAGCAAUGGUGACUGAAGAGGAGGCACGAGAGGCGGCAGAUGGAGAGGAAGUUCAAGUGGAAGUUGCCGAUCUAGGAACAACCCAUUUGCAAGUGAACCUAGACAGCAAGCUUUCAUCUCAUGGAGAUAUCAAGGAGAAGGGCAAAAUAAUGGAUUCAACUGAAGGAAUUUUGAGGGUUACAGAGGAUCAGGUUUUCGAAAAGGCACCCUCGGUAGCCGAAAUUCCUCUAGAACAUACUCCAAAUGGUACAGCGUCUUCUCUGAAUGGCCAUAUGAAAGAAGCGAAGAUUUCAAAUGAAAAGCCACAAGAAAAUGGUCAGAAAGAUAAUGAGCAGGUAGAAGCCUCGUCAGAUGGAAUAAACACCGAUCAGAGCAACAAAAGCAAUGGCAAAGAGACAGUCGAUUCUUUCAGUCAUAUUGAGAGCACUACAGAAGAUACCAGUCUUCUGAAAUCUGAGAAUGAAGAGCCCAAGGAACAUUAUGAACAAGAUGUAGAAGGUGCUGCAGUAGAGGACAAAAUGGUGCAGAAAGACACACUGCAAGCUGACGAGCCAACAGUUCCUCAACAAGGCCAGAAUCUGGAACUAGCAAAAGUAACCGAGGACACACAACAUGCAAGCACGUCAUGUAAUCCUCAUGAUGAAGUUGUAGCUGACGCACCUGCUGGAGUCCAGACUUCUCAUGACCCUAAUGCCGAUGACUCUGCUCCCCUUCCAGAUGCAACUGAUGGAAACACAGAAACAGAACCAGCUAAAGUGGAUAAAGAGAGCUUCCCUGAAGAUGAAGAUAUUGCAGAACAUACAAAUGAAAUUAUCAAACUAGAAGAUCAACCAAGCAAGCAAGCUGAUGAUGUGGAUGCAGACUUGGUGCAGGAAGAGGUGCCUAAAAGCAAGAAAACUGAUAUGCCAGAAGAUAUGACUACAACUGAGCAAGCUCAUGAGUCAACGAAUGGUGAUCAAGAAGUGUUGAAUCAGGAAUCGCCAGAAGACACUAGUGACCCUGUGCAUGAAAAAACUGAAGAAACUUCCCACGAGAGCAAUGUGUCUGCCUCUGAGGAGACAACUCCAGAACAUGAUGCAACUGCAAGGGAGCCAGCCCUCGAUGUUCAAGAAGUGCAGAGCCAAGGAUUAGCAGAAGAAAUAGCAGAUGCCAAAGAAGUUGAUACCGGGAAAACAGUUCAGGAAAGUGGUGUUGCUUUUGAGGAGGCAACUUCAAAAGAUAAUAUACCAACCAUUGAACCAAGUUCUGAUAUCCAACAUCCCAAUAGUGUGGAAUCAGAAGAAAUCAAGGGUCUUGAAGAUGCCAAAGCUGAAGAAACCUCCAAUCAAAGCAAUGUGACAAUUGCUGAAGAUACAAAAGAUAAGGAAGCAACAGAAGCUAUACAACCAGUGCAAGGGUUGGAAGAAGAACCUAAGAAUUCUGGAACUGCUGAAAUGGAUGAAGCCUCCAAUGAACCACUGGAUGUCCUCAAUAACCUUGCUGAAGAAGACGGUGUACCAGCAUGUCAGCCCCAGGUGAUAGAAUUAGAAGACGUAAAGAACACUGGAGUCACUGAAACUCAAGAAAUCACUCAACAAAGUCAUGUUGCUGCUUCAGAGGAACUAGAAACAGAAGACAAUUCUAGGGAAAUUGAGUCAUCGAAUGAUGAUAUCCAGCUAAUCCUAGAACAAGGAUCAGUUGAAGUUAAGGACACAGAAUCUUCGGAGACUCAAGAAAUCUGCAAUGAAAGAAGUAUUUCUGCUUCUGAGGACCAUGUAGAAGAUGAUGUGACAGCAGAAGGACCAACCUCUGAUGCCCAAAAAGUAAAGAAUGUUGAAUCAGCAGAAGAAAUCAAGGAUAACACAGCUGACGAUAUCGUCGAAGCCUCUAAUGUGGCAACUGUUGAAGAGGCAGAUCAACAAAACAAUGUGCUAACAAGUGAGGAUGUGUCUGAACAGAAAAUGCGGGGGCUUGAGCCAGAAGAAAUACAGAACACUGAACCAGUUGAAACAGAAGAAGCUUCUGAUCAAAGGCAUCCUGCUCAAGAAGAUAUUAUACCAAGUGAUAUGCUGAAGACUGAGUCAACAGCAGAAGUAACGGGAACUGAAGCCACCAAAACCAAAGCACUCCCCCAGGAAAGCAAUGUUUCCAUUUCUGACGAGCCUGCUUCAGAAGAAAAUGCAACAGCAAGUGAAAUAACCUGUGAUGCUCAAAAAGUAAACAAUUUAGAACAAGCAGAAGAUGUUGAGGGCAACAAAGAUACCAGAGCUAAAGAAACCUCUGACCAAAGCAGCGAAAGCAACGUUGCUAGUCUAGAGGAGAUAGCCACAGAAGAUAGCACAACAAUCCUAACAGAUGUCAGUAUUCAGCAGCUUGAAGAGCAAGAACCAGUUGAAUUCAGGGGCACGGAAACUACCGAACCUCAAGGAAUCUCCUCAUCUCACAUUGUCUCUACUACUGAGGAUUCCGCAUCAGAAGAUAAGGUGAAGGCAGAACCAAGUCUUGACACCGCAGAGAAUUUAGAAUCAGCACCAGUAACUAAGGAAACUAAAGAUGUGAAAAGCACUGAUGCAAUUGCUGAGGAGGAAACUCCAGAGGACCAUGUACAGGAACUUGAGGCACCUGUUCAAACACCACCAGUGGAGGAGCCAGAACUAGAAGAGACCAAGAAUACUGAUAAUCAAAUGGAUGCCACCGUCCUUGAGGACCCAACUCAUGAAGAUGACCCAACCACAAGUAAGUCGCUUGUGAUAGAAUCAGCAGAAGGGAGCAGCAGUGGAGCCACUGAAGGUCAAGAGAUGCCUCAAGUCGAAGUUGCUCGGUCGGAAGACCACGAAGCAGAAGAAAAUAUGAUAGCAAGUGAGCCAGAAAUCCUGGAACCAGAACCUGCUGAUGAAAUGAGAGACAGUGAAGCUACUGAACCUCAAAGUAUCUCACAACAAAGCAUUGUUUCAAGUUCUGAAGAGUCUGUCCCAGAAGAAGAUGUGACAGCAAGAGAACCAGUUUCUGAUAUCAAAGAAGUGCAAACUGAAGAACCAGAACUGAUAGAUGAAAAUAAUGAUGUGAAAGCUGGAGAAAUAUCCAACCAAAGCAGUGGAACUAUUGUUGGAGACGCAGCUCAAGAGAAUUUAGAAUCAGCAACAGGAACCGAGGAAACUAGAGAAGUGAAAAGCACUGAUGUAAUUGCUGAGGAGAAAACUGCAGAAGAACUUGUGCAGGAAUUUGAGGGACCUGUUGACAUACCACCAGUGGACGAGCCAGAACUAGAAGAGACCAAGAAUACUGAGCCUGUUGAGGUGCAUGACAACGUAACAACAAACGAGCUGCCAGCAGAAGAGGUGAAUGAUACUGAAGCCACAGAGAUUGCAGAAAUCCAGAAUGAGUGUGCUGAUCUCACUGAAGACGUCAAAAGCAAUGUUCCCCUUGCAGACCAGGCAGCUCCUGAUGAGCAUGCAAAAGCAAUAGAAGCAACUGCUGAUAUACCACAGGUGCAAGAACCAGAACUAGAGGAUAUCAAGAAUAGUGAACAUGUUGAAGUGGAAGAUAAUAUAAUAGCAAGUGACCUGCCAAAAGAAGAGAUCAAGGACAUUGAAGCCAUGGAAACUGAAAUGAUCCCUGAUGAGACUACUGGUGCAAACAUCAGCGAGCUCACCAAUGCUGUGAAAAGCAAUGUUGCUCUUGCAGAAGAGGCAGCGCCUGAAGAACAUGGAACAGAAACCGAGGCAACAAUUGAUAUACCACAAGCACAAGAGCCAGAACUAGAAGAGGUCAAGAAUACUGAACCUGAUGAGAUGGAAGAAAACAUAUCGGCAACUGACCAGUCAGCAGAAGAGAUCAAGGCCAGUGAAGCCAUGGAAACUGAAGCAGUCCACGAGAGCAUUGAUGCAAACAACAGCAAGCUCGCUGAAGAUCUUGAAGACGAUGCAGCUCAUGAAGAACAUGUAAUAGCAGCCGAGACAACAGUGCAAAUACCACGAGCACAGGAGCCAGAACUAGAAGAGAUCAAGAAUAGUGAACCUGUUGAGGUGAAAGAAAACAUGUCAGCAAGUGACCUGCCAGCAGAAGAGGUGAAUGAAACUGAAGCCACAGAAAAUAAAGUAAUCAACAAGAACACUGAUGCAAAUACAAGUGAGCCCACUGAAGAUGCGAAUAGAAAUGUUGCUGUUGCAGACGAGGCAGCUCCUGAAGAACAUGUAAUAGCUACUGAGGCAACAGUUGAUAUACCACGAGCACAAGAGGCAGAGCUAGAAGAGACCAAGAAUGCUGAACAUGUUGAGGUGGAAGAAAACAUAACAGCAACUGACCUGCCAGCAGAAGAGGUGGAGGAAACUGAAGACACGGAAACUGAAGUAAUCAGCGAGAGCACUGAUGCAAAUAUCAGUGAGCCCACUGAAGAUGCCAACAGAAAUGCUGUUGCAGACGAGGCAACUCCUGAAGAACUUGUAAUAGCAACUGAGGCAACAGCUGAUAUACCACCAGCACAAGAACCAGAGCUAGAAGAGAUUGAGAAUGCUGAACAUGUUGAGGUGGAAGAAAGCAUAACAGCAAGUAACCUGCCAGCAGAAGAGGGGAAGGAAACUCAAGACACGGAAACUGAAGUAAUCAGCAAGAGUACUGAUGCAAAUAUCAGUGAGCCCACUGAUGAUGUGAAGAAAAAUGGUGCUGUUGCAGAUGAGGCAGCUCCUGAAGAACAUCUUAUAGCAACUGAGGAAACGGUUGAUAUAUCACGAGCACAAGAGCCAGGGAUAGAAGAGAUCGAGAAUUCUGAGCAUGUUGAGGUGGAAGAAAACAUAUCAGCAAGUGACCUUCCGGCAGAAGAGGUGAAGGAAACUGAAGUAAUCAGCGAGAGCACUGAUGCAAAUAUCACUGAGCCCACUGAAGAUGCGAAAAUAAAUGUUGCUCUUGCAGACGAGGCAGCUCCUGAACAACAUGUAAUAGCCACUGAGGCAACAGUUGAUAUACCACGAGCACAAGAGCCAGAGCUAGAAGAGACUGAGAAUGCUGAACAUUUUGAGGUUGAAGUAAACAUAUCAGCAAAUGACCUGCCAGCAGAAGAGGUGAAGGGCACUGAGACAAUGGAAACUGGAGCAAUCAGCAACAGUACUGAUGCAAACAUCACUGAGCUCACUGAAGACGUUGCUCUUGCAAACGAGGCAGUUCCUGACAUACAUGUAGAUAUACCGCCAGCACAGGAGCCAGCACUAGAAGAGAUUAAUAAUACUGAACCUGUUGAAGCGGAAGACAGUAUAACAGCGGAUGAUGUCCCAGCAGAAGAGAUAAAUGAGACUAAAUUCAUGGAGACUGAAGAAAUCCCUCAUGAGAGCACAGAUGAUAGUUUGACAGCCAGUGCACCACUUGCUGAUAUUCAACAAGCCCCAGAACAAGAAGCAGUUAAAGACAAGUGCACAGACACAACACAAAACCAAACAGAACCCCAACAAAGCAUUGUUUCUACUGCUGCUGAGCCUACUCGAACAGAAGAAAAACCAACAGUGACAGAGCUAGCUUCCGAUGUACAACAAGUGCUUGAACGAGAUUCAACCGAAGAAACCACAGGAAUUGAAGAUGUGCAUACUGAAGAUGACCAGCAACACGGAGUUUCUAACCUUGAGAAGCCAGUGUCAGAAAAUGAUGUGUCAGAAAGUGAGCCAAAUGUUGCUGAUCAAGAAGUGCAGGAGGACAAAACAGCAGAGGUCGAAGACACAGCAGCUAUGGAAGCUGAAGAAAUAUCUACCCAAGAUAAUAUCCCUACUACUGAAAAUGCAGCUCAAGAAAGCAGUGAACCAGGAAAUGAUCCAGAUUUGCUUGUCCAAUCUGAAGAUAUCAAGGAAGAGCUUCUAAAGGCAGAGGAAACAGGCCAAAGUAAUGGUGCCACCCUUGAAGAACAAACUGCAGAAGACAAUGCUGCAAAUGAAACCGACCCUCUUGCUGAUACUAAACAAGUGCAUGGACUAGAAUCAGUGAAAGAAUACAGCAGUGUUGAUGCCACUGAAGGUGAAGAAGCCUCCCAUCCAACAAGCCAAGAUGCUGGUUUAGAGGAGAUAGUUUCAGAAAGUAAUGUAGCAACAACUGAGCCAACUUCUGAUAUUCAGCAAGUAGAUGACUUGGAUGAAGCAGGAGAAAUGAUGGCCACUGAAGCUAUCAAUGAUGAAGAAAUUUCCUAUCCAAAAACAGAGGCUGCCCCUUUGGAGGAUCCAUCUCCAACAGACAAUGGAAUGUCACCAAAACAAAAUUCUGUAGAGUUAGACCAAGAAACCUUGGGAACUGAAAUCAACAAUGCAGAGCCAAUAGAACAAAAGGACGAAUCAUCUGACAUCGGUGAAAAAACUGCUUUUACAACUCAGAAAGGUGAGAGCCCUACUGAGGAAGAUGAUGUACAAAGUUCUGGUGAUGAUACAGUAGGGAUUUCAAACAAUAUUGAGCAAAUCAAAGAACAGUCAAAAGCUGUAACUGAAGAUGACGCAAUAAAAAGCGGUGAACAUACCAUUGAUCAAGAUGACGAGCAGCUUCACAGUGUGGAACUUCAAUUGCAAGUUUGUGAGAGGUCAGUGGAUGUUUCAGCCAUUGAGCAGCCAGAUGAUGACGUACAAAAGGUUAACUUGGGUCAGCAGCAGAAGGAAGAUGAGGUGAUUAAAGAGCAAGCAGAAGAAAUUCAGAGAGAUGAGCAGAAACAUGAUGACAGUAGCACCGAGUUAACCACCGAGACAUUAUUGGAGCAUCAGAGCAAUGAAAUUGGCACAACAAACUGGAAUGAGGACACUGAUAUGUUUGAGGCUGAAAAAACAGAGACAGUGGCUACUGAAAUGCUCAUGAAUGAACAAACCCCACAUAUACAACAGGGAUCUACCCCAGCCAUUGCAGAUGCAAAGGUUGAGAACUCCACAGAAAUAAAGGAAACGCCUGAACAAGAAAAUGCACCCAACAACACUAGCACUUUAUAUACUGAUGCCGAUGCUGAAAAUCAUAAUGAAGAUGAGAAGGAGAAUCUAGAAACAGAUGCAGCAGUAGUAAAACCUUCUACUGACGAACAAGAUGGAACAACUGAUGAAACUGAGAAUCCUACAGUGGUUCCUCGGAAUGUUGAACCCAAAGUACACAGCGAGGAGAAAGCAUGCAUAAACAAGGCCAAUGAUGGUAUGCAGGCCAUUCAAGCAUCACAAGAAGAGAUCGUUGAUGAAGUGGAAAAUAAGCAAGAAAUGCAAAAUGAAGAUACCUGUGUUAACAAUGAUGAAAUUCAGACCAAACCUCUAAAUGAAGAUGCAUCAAAAUUGCAUUCCAAUGACAACACAGAUAUCAAAAUGGACGAUACCAUCAGCCCCUUUGCAGAAAUGACGCAUGGAAGAAUAGAUGCACAGCCCACAGAAAUCGAAGAGGUGGAGGAAAACAAGGGAUUCCGUUCCAUUUCAGAAUAUGCUGUACAAUGUUCUAAUCAGAAUGACGUUGAGCACAACUUAAGCAUUCAUCCAAAGGUUGUAGAUGACAAUUUGGCAACAACAGAGCAGAGUGAUGCAGAAGUUGAAACUAACUCGAAUGAGGAAAUGGCGACUAGCUGUACAGCAGUCACUGAAGCAGUCAAAUUUGAUGAAGCUAUCAACAAUAAGGCUAAUGGAGCUGAUGGGGCACUAUCUGAUGAAAAUCUCGAGACCUCUGAGGACAACAGAAGGAACCUCGAGGCUUCAUCUGCAGUUACGUCAUUGGGAGAAAGUAUGAAUGAAGGCAAUGAACAUCAUAAUCUUGCUCUUCCUGCACACUCUGCAGUGGAUGGAAACACAGCUGAGCAAGCAUCUGGCUUAGAGGUGACAGAAAGAGGGCUGUUGUUUCCAGAGAAGCCACUCCCCGCUGAAUCAGAAGAGCAUGAAGAGAGUCAAACAACCAAAGAACAAAAUGAAGAGGACAUACAUGAGCAAGAAACUAGUGACACGGAGAAAGAAGAGAAAGAAGAUGAACAAAGUGAUUUGCCUGUCUCCAAUUUUCUGAUGAACCUGAUCAUGGGAAAAGAGAGUACUAAGCCAGACAGUAAUUUGGAAACUGAGGCUGAAAUGAAGCAAGAAGAAACUACAAAAGAUGACAGUGGUUUGAUCAACUCUCAACAGGAAGAAAGCUUGGUGCCAAUUCCUACAGAAUAUAAGGUGGACAACAAGCUCAUCUUUGAACAAGGAAAACAUAAUCUAGAAGGCUCUGAAGAAACACAUGAUUUCAAGCUGGAAAGUGAUGAAGAGCUCAGUAGGAACACUCAUGAAUUGGAAGCACCAGUAUCCCAAAACAAUGUCCAAGAUGAAAUAUCUGGUGAACUAGUACCAGGUGGACCUGGGCUGAUGACAGAAGUGGAAAGUAGAAACGUUAAGCUAGGUGAAAGGGCAACCAAUUCUGUUUGUCAAGAACAUAUGGAAGCGGCAACACAAAUUGAAGGAGGCUUGAAGAGCAACAUUGAUGACUCCACAAACCCAAAGGCUUCUCAAAAGAAUACAUUAGAAGGAACAACAGACCUUCGGCAUGAGUCUUUACCUGAAGAGAGAAGUUCUGAUGCAGUGGCCAGACAAGCGCUCUUGGCGACAGAACCGGAUACAGGUGAUGAAGAGAAAUUGCCUAAUGACACUGAUGAUCUUAAAAGCCCUCUGAGCACAAAGAGAGAAGAGUCCACUGAAUCUUCCAUCAUUGAGGCCGAAAGUACUAUCAAGGCAGAACAGGAGAAUGAAGUAGAGAAGGAAGAAGAGAAACAUCAUACAAUCAACGCAAGUGGAUCUACUGGAGGAGAGAUAGAAAAUCUGCAUGAUGACUCGCAGAAAAGAACAGACGCAAUAUCUGAUGAGAAGAUGGCUGAAAUUACUGAACUAGAUAUUGGCACUGAGAUAAAUUUGGUUGAUGAAAAGGAGAUUUCUGCAGGCUCAAAAUGCGAGGACAAAAAACAAAGUAGCUAUGAGUUACCAAACAGUGAACUAGACAGCUCAGAGAAAGCUUUGGAUAUUCAGUCAGAUGGUUCCAGCUUGCAUAUAAACCAAGAUAAGCAAGAUGAAUUUGCUGGAGACCAAAUUGUGAUGGAGAAGAACAGCCUACUAGACAAGCCAGGCAAGUCAAAUUUGCAUGAAGAGCAGGAAGCGGAAUUUGGACAAGAGUCUCCUAAAGAAUCUGAUGGAGGUGGUCAGAAUUGUUUGGCUAUAAGAGAACCUGUGAUCGAAGAAGAGAAUGUAAAUCGAACAGUUGAAAGCCAUGUGCAAACAGUGAACACAAAAUCCAACGAAGAGCAAGAAACAUAUAAGCCACAGGUUCAGGAACGUGAUUUCGAUGUGGUUUCAGCAAAAGAAGCUCUUGAGGCUGAAGAAAAUUUUGUGGAGAUGGCAAAGCCAGAAUUAAGCACAGAUGCAGAACGAAGUCAAAAGGAAGAUAAACUAAAUAUGGCAGGAGAGAAGACUUAUGAUGAGAAGACAAAGGAUGGAGAGGAAGCUAAGAGUUUCACUGAUGAAGCAACAACGAAAAUUGAAGAACAAGGAGCCUUACAGAAGGCGUCACAUAAUCAGACACGUGAUCUCAAUGUGGUUUUACCAACGAAAGCUCCUGGGAGUGAAGAAAGUUUCGUGGAUAUAAAAACGCCAGAGUUCAGCACAGAUGAAGAACAGAGUCCAAAGAAAGGUGAAUCAAAGAUGGCUGAAGAGAAGAGUUCUGACAAGAGAACAAACAGUGACGAGGAAGCUAAGAAUUUCACUGAUGAAACACCAAUAAAAAUUGAAGAACGAGAGGCAGGACAGAAGGCAUCACCUAAGAAGCAUAAUAUCCUAUCUGGUGUCGGGUCAAAGGUAAAGCACCAACUAGCAAAAGUGAAGAAAGCUAUCAUAGGCAAGCCAGGUCACACCAAAUCUGAGUUAGCGAAAUCUUAAGGUUGAAACUGCAUUAACCUUAGAGCAUGUACAUUUUUGUUGUUUUUUGUGCUUUUGUAUGCCAUUUGCUUGAGUUGUAGUAUGCGGUGAUGGUACUAGUGAACUUCAAGGUUUCUCUAUGGCCAUUGCAUUGUAAUGUUGUGAUAUUCAAGAACAGUUGUAAAUAUAGAUAGUGUGUAAACAGAAGAUUGGCAAUUGUUGGAGUUUGGGGUAUAACUGAGUGUAACAGGAGAAGGUCAGAUUGUUUGUUUCUUCUUCACUGAUAUGCAUGUACUUUUUCAU